AUGUCAUUAGUUUAUGGUAUUGCGUUCAGACUAGCAAAAUACGACCUUUCUCUUCUCCCGGCCACGUCUAUCAUCAUAGCCUUCUACAACGAGCAUCCCUCCGUGCUGUAUAGAACGCUGCACAGUAUUCUCAAUCGGACGCCGCUCCAGCUCUUAGAAGAAAUAAUUUUGGUCGACGAUGGCAGCACUUUCCCUUUUACCACGGAUGACAAGGCACCGCAUGCUCUGUCAAAGUACCUGGAUACUCUCCCCAAAGUCCGCUUACUGCGCCACCAGACUCGGAAGGGAGUGACCGCUGCCCGUUCGGCCGGUAUAAGGGCUGCAAAAAGCCGUGUAUUUGUAGUGCUGGACAGUCAUGUGGAGGUUGGGCACCAAUGGUUUGAGCCAUUGGUGGCUCGCGUGGCUUCAAAUCCGGAGACCAUAGUGUUCCCUCUAGUGGACGCAAUCGAUUCGCGAACCUUGGAAUUCAGAAAUAGCGGAGUUGGCUGUUCAAUGGGGCUGAUAUGGUCUGUGAUGGAGCAUGGCUUUGUGCCGACGUCACCUGAGCGUCUAGCAUACUCCCCUGGAGCUUAUCGCCCGUCCCCGACAAUGAUGGGCAGUGUGUUUGCUGCUGACAAAAGCUAUUUCCUCCAGCAUGGGGGCUACGACGAGGGGAUGAGAUUCGGUGGUGCCGAGAAUAUCGAGCUCUCCCUACGCCAGUGGCAGUGUGGAGGCCGCCUCGAGUGCUCGCCGUGUAGCCGAGUCUUCCAUCUUUUUCGAAGCGCCGGAGACGCUUUACCGGUACCCCUGUAUGCCCUCCUAGCCAACAAAAUGAGGACGAUGGCUGCAUGGAUGGAUGAAUACGCGGACCUCGCCUGCGACAGUCACACGAAGGCGACAGAAGACAUGGCCUUGUACACCACUACCGUAUUCUGCCCUGAACGCCCCCUUCUCCUGCGAGAUAACACGUUUCUAUGCCUCGACGGCGGCCACCCUCAUCCGGGAGGACAAACAGCUGAUAUUACGAAUGCCUGCGGCCGUGCAGGAACGCUAUUCAUGUAUUUCGCUCGAUCGAUGCAAGUCAAAAUGGCCCGAAACGACGAGGCUUGUUUGAAAGGCAACCUCGCCAUUGCCUGGUGUGAAGAGAACGGUCCGAUGAUGAAGAACCUUGGCCUCGGCAUGAACUGA
This is a messenger RNA of Neospora caninum, 1167 nucleotides long. RefSeq lists its product as hypothetical. NCBI's taxonomy places the organism in Eukaryota, Apicomplexa, Conoidasida, Eucoccidiorida, Sarcocystidae. The record is from RefSeq and is a predicted model, not a curated record. Bases 1 to 1167 code for a protein of 388 amino acids. The transcript is spliced from 7 exons. Gene Ontology annotation, cellular component: Golgi apparatus.